AUGUUCUCCACAGUAGAACAACAUGGCCAUUCUGCUAGAAAACGCAUGUUGUCAAACGUGUACUCAAAAUCGUUUCUCCAAGGCUCGCCACAGAUUACAGAAAACUCUGUGAAAUUGCUGAGGGACCGGUUUCUUCCCUCGCUGCAGGAAGCGGCGGAGCGAGGCACUGCGGUGGAAGUACACGAAAUGAACAAUGAAUUCACAAUGGAUUUCAUCUCUGCUUACCUGUUUGGCAUUGCAAACUCAACUAAGUUCUCCAUCAAUCACGUGGAAACCCGAGAGUUUAUGGUUCCGUAUCACAGUCGGAGGCAUUAUGAGUUCUACUCACAGGAAGUCCCAGGAUUGAAGCAAGUCACCAAAAAGAUUGGCUUGCCUAUAGUGCCUCAAUGGGUCGAUGAUGCGAACGAAAGGAUUGAAGCUUGGUUCUUGAAGAUGUGUGACGGUGCCAACUCGUAUUUGAACGGCACAACAUCAACUGGGGCUGAGCCUGUGGUUUACAAGCAUCUCAAGGCCGCACUAGAGAAGAAUCAAGCAAAGGGGUUAGGCACGUACGCAAUAGAUCGCAUGCGCCUUGAAAUCGCCUCGGAGUUGCUGGAUCACCUUGGGGCUGGGCAUGAGACCAGCGCAAUAGCGUUGACCUACCUGUUUUGGGAGAUGUCCCAACAUCCGGAUCUGCAACGAAAGCUUCAUGAUGAAGUUCUUGUCCUUGAACCCCGAAUUCUCUGGCCUCCUGAGAGGAAGCAGGAGUUCGAUUUGCCGUCCUCGAAGUCCAUCGAUGGGCUUCCCCUGUUGCACGCCAUCAUCAUGGAAACCUUGCGUCUGCAUGCACCAAUUCCAGGCAUAGAGCCUCGAGUCACACCAAAUGGUGGUUGCACUCUUGCUGGCUACAGCAAUAUUCCCGCCAAUGUCCGCGUAAGUGCCAUGGCAUAUGCUCUUCAUCGCAAUGAAGACGUAUUCCCCGAGUCGGAGAAAUGGAGAGUUGACAGAUGGCUCAAACCGACCGACUCACCAGAGUUAAAGGAGAUGUUGCGCUGGUUUUGGGCAUUUGGUAGUGGCGGGAGGAUGUGUAUCGGGAGUAAUCUGGCAAUGCAAGAGAUAAAGCUGGUUGUAGCUGCCGUUUACUCCAACUACACAACGAGCAUCAUCAGCGAUGAAGGCAUAGAAGCCAUAGACGCCUAUACAACAAGGCCGCGCAGCAAUCAGCUUAUUUUGAAAUUUGAACACGUCUAG
Messenger RNA from Endocarpon pusillum Z07020, 1230 nucleotides. RefSeq lists its product as uncharacterized. NCBI's taxonomy places the organism in Eukaryota, Fungi, Ascomycota, Eurotiomycetes, Verrucariales, Verrucariaceae. Bases 1 to 1230 code for a protein of 409 amino acids. The record is from RefSeq and is a predicted model, not a curated record. The transcript has 2 exons. Gene Ontology annotation, molecular function: monooxygenase activity; heme binding; iron ion binding.